Molecule: messenger RNA, 2293 nt
Organism: Zea mays
Lineage: Eukaryota; Viridiplantae; Streptophyta; Magnoliopsida; Poales; Poaceae
Product: type I inositol-1,4,5-trisphosphate 5-phosphatase CVP2
Exons: 7
Coding region: 211-2121 (636 amino acids)
Biological process (GO): phosphatidylinositol dephosphorylation
Molecular function (GO): phosphatidylinositol-3,4,5-trisphosphate 5-phosphatase activity; inositol-polyphosphate 5-phosphatase activity; phosphatidylinositol-4,5-bisphosphate 5-phosphatase activity
Source: RefSeq, marked validated
AUGUCCUGCCUGCCAGGCCCAGGCUGACCGCACCGCACCGUCUGCACGAGAGGAGCCUACCGAGCCACAGCCCACAGCCAGCACCCGCGGGUGCUCACGCGACUGCACGAGCUAGCCUUCGGCAACUGAUCGGUCUCACACGGCGCCAUUGGAGAGAGGCGAGGGAGGAUAGCAUCAGAGGAAGAGUCAGAGACAGACAGAGCAGCGGGGAUGGUGGUGCAGAAGCAGAGGAGGGUGCCGGCCGAGGUGUUCUGGCCUAAGGUCGUGCUCAAGAAGUGGCUCAACCUCAAGAGCAAGGACCUGGACUUGGGCGCCUCCUUGGCCGCCGAUUACGACGACGACGACGACGGUAGCGACGUUGACGGCCAAGAGAACUGCGGCUGUGACGACGGCGGCGGCGGCGGCGGCGCUCGCAGGCCGGACGAUGACGGCGACGGCGCCCAGAUCACCGACGAUAGCCUGGAGAGCGCGCCGUACAAGCUGCGGCGGCGGAACUCGGAGACGCUGCGCGCGCAGUACAUCAACACCAAAGAGCUGAGGGUCUGCGUCGGCACCUGGAACGCCGGCGGCAAGGCGCCGCCGAACGACCUCGACAUCGCCGAGUGGCUCGGCACUGGCGGCGACGCCGAGCCCGCCGACAUCUACGUGCUCGGGUUCCAGGAAGUGGUGCCGCUGAACGCCAGCAACGUGUUCGGCGCGGAGGACGGGCGGCCGGCGCGGGCGUGGGAGUCCGUGAUCCGCGGCGCGCUGCGGCAGGCGCAGCCGCCGGCGCCCAGGUACAGGUGCUACAGCCACCCUCCCUCGCCGUCGCGGUUCGAGCCCCCGAUCGGUGCCGCCGAAGAGCUCCUCCCCGGCGGCACGGACACCGAGACCGACACCGACGAGGACGUGCCCUUGGGCGACCCCGUCGCGGCAGCCACUCCGACCCCGAGAAAGCUGAGCAGGCUCAACCACUUCAGCGUCGUCGUGGGCGAGAACGAGAACGGCUCAUCGGAGCUCAACGGCGACGAACUGGACGACGGGCCUGACCAGCCGCCGCAGCAGCUAAGCCUUCAGCAGCGGGCGCUGCUGAGGUCCCUGAGCCGGGCGGACAGGGUAGGGGUGCUCUGGCCGGAGCAGCCGCUGGACCUACUCCCCGCGUCGUCGGCGUCGGCGUCGGCGUCAGCGUCGUUCAGGGCGUCCAAGUCGUUCAGCCGGGCCGCCUACAGGUCGUCGUUCAGGGGGUCGUCCCGCGUGGCGGCCGACGUGGUGGAUGACCUGCCCAUGAUCCCGGACCUCGACCUGGACGGCGCGCUGCGGAAGAAGGGCCGGUCGCCGUUCGUGCGCAUCGUGAGCAAGCAGAUGGUGGGGAUCUUCCUGACGGUGUGGGUGCGGCGGGGCCUCCGGAAGUGCGUGCAGAGCCUCAAGGUCUCCACCGUCGGCGUCGGCGCCAUGGGCUACAUCGGCAACAAGGGGGCCGUGUCGGUGAGCAUGUCCGUGUACCAGACCAUGUUCUGCUUCGUGUGCAGCCACCUCGCCGCCGGCGAGAAGCCCGGCGACGUCCACAAGCGCAACGCCGACGUGCACGAGAUCCACCGCCGCACGCGCUUCGCCGCCCCGGGCGACCUGCAGCUGCCCAGAAACAUCCACGACCACGACCGGAUCUUCUGGCUGGGCGAUCUGAACUACCGGCUGGACGCGUCGUACGAGCGAGCGCACGAGCUGAUCUCGGCGGGAAGCUGGCGCGAGCUGGCCGAGACGGACCAGCUGAAGCGGGAGCUGAGGAAGGGGCGGGCGUUCGACGGGUGGACGGAGGGCGUCCUGGAGUUCGCGCCGACGUACAAGUACGAGCUCGGCUCGAGGAGGUACGUCGGCGUCGGGGACCACCAGGGCCAGAGCCAGAGCCAGAGGGGCGGCGGGCGGCGGACGCCGGCGUGGUGCGACCGGGUGCUGUCGUACGGCAAGGGGCUGAGGCUGCUGGGCUACCGGCGGUCGGAGCUGGCGCUGUCGGACCACCGUCCGGUGACGGCCACGUACGCGGCGGAGGUGGAGGUGUUCUCCAGCCGGAAGCUGCAGAGGGCGCUGACGCUCACGGACGCCGAGGUGGAGGGCGGGCAGGUCGUGCCGGACCUCGAUUUUUGACCGGGGGUCAGCCUUCCUUCUAUUUUCGCGGGAAAAAUGUUAGUUUUAAAUGUAAAUAUGGGUACUGAGUAAGAGUGAGCUCAAUGAGCUUCUGAAUGCAUUGGCAGAUCGAUGUAUCAUCUCCAUUUAAUCAUGAAUGAAUAGUGUGCCUCAAAAGACCAAUUGUCGCCAA